GGCCCUGCACGAACGCAUGCUCCGCACUCGCUGCUACGGACGAACACGUAAACUUUGCCGAACUUGCGAACUGUGUAAAAGUGCGCAGUGGACAAAAUUGGAUGUAAUUUGUGCAAUUCAUGUAUUUCAUUGUGUGCUGUGACAUAGAAUAAUUUUGUGAAUAUCGCAUAGUUUGGAGGAAACUGUUUAUUGCGGUAAACUUUGGAUAAUUACACUAUUUGUAUAGUGAUGGAUGACAUUUAAAUAUUUUAUGGGUUGUGUACGAUGAUGGUGUCGCGCAGUGUGGCGGCCUGUGCUCGCGAUUGUACGCUGAAGUGAAUCAGACGGCAGUACCAUGAUACCAGCGCACGCGCACCCCUGUCUUCUCCUGCUACUGGCGAUGUUUCUCACUAGAGAAUACGGAGUUACCAGUUUGGAGCUACUGGAGUUGCGCGUGCCGGCGCACGUAGCGCUGGGCACGCGCGCGGCGCUGGCGUGCCGCUGGGCGCUGGGCCCGGCCGACGUGCUCUACUCCGUCAAGUGGUAUAAGGACGGCAAGGAGUUCUUCCGCCACGUGCCGCGCGACCACGAACCUCGAAGGAAGUUCCCUUUGCCAGGAGUCGACGUCGAGAAAUCAAGUCCAAAUGGUGCUAAUAUAACGCUCUACCCUGCCGUGUUGGAGACGGGGGGCCGCUACCGGUGCGAAGUGUCGGGAGAACGGCCCCUGUUCCCUACCGUGUCCGAUCAUGGAGACAUGGUUAUUGUUGCUCUUCCUGACCACGGUCCCACAAUCACAGGGUCCCGUCUUCGAUACCAGAUAGGAGAUAGAGUCCAAGUCAAUUGCACAUCAGGUCGGUCCAGACCCGCCACAAGACUUGCAUGGUACAUCAAUGGAGAACCAGCCCCCUCUAUAGCUCUCGUGCCACCCACGCACGAGAAGCAUGAAGACGGACUAGAAACCACGAGUCUGGCGCUCGACUUCAAAGUGAAGCCUAAACAUUUUAGGAAAGGCGACCUAAAACUUAAGUGUCUGGCAACAAUAGCAACAGUGUAUUGGCGGAGCAAUGAAGAGAGUGUGCAGGGUGAGAGACUGAAGGGGUACUCCAGGUCCAGGGAGCUCACUGAGAGCUCCAGAGCUGACAGGGUGCAAGCGGCGGGGAAGCCAGGCAGUGCAGCCGCUACCCACGCCAUCACACUCUACCUACCCCUCCUCUGUGUCAUAAUACACAUAUCACACCACAAGUACCAUUCGUAAAAGAACAAUUUUUAAAACAAACUAUUAGUGAAGUUUUGUAGCUAAAUAAAGUGAUGAAAUGUGCUAAAACUUUCGAAAUAAAUGCUUUAUUCAAUGCGACUACGAGACUUAGGCUUAUACGAAUGUAUCCAAUUUUGCAUGUCUGACUAAUCUAAGUGAUGUACUAAUAGAAUAACCGUUUACAAAUCCCGCUUCGUGAUGUUACGUGUGCCAUCAAUGUCAGAAUAACAAUCAGUAUUUUAAUUUUAAACCUCGUGCAUAGUUCCAAAGGUAACCAAAGUACUGUAACAGUCUACCAUUUUAUGAUUUAUUAUAGAAUUUCAGAUGAAAUAUUAUGUACAUCUCGUCAUUCCAAUUAACGGUGGAAAACCGUUGUAUGUUGUAUAUAAAUUAUAAGUACCUACCUAAGUAUCUCAUUUCAUAAUAUUAACAUAUCAUUAUCGUUCACUAACUGUACUUUAUAAACGCAAUUAAUAUUGUAGAACCAUGCAUUUAUUAUGUGUACGUUGCAUAAGGAUACAACUGGUUGUAUGAAUAGGAUAUAUUUUACUUUACAGUGAAAUUCUGAACUAUGGAGCAUGGACAAAAAUGAUCUAAGGAUUAUCAAACUGAUUGACCAUCUUAGUUUCUACUUUGCGACAAUCGCUAUAUUAAAAACAUAUUCUUAAAUUUAAGUUAAGUUCGGUCGUGUAUGGAGUACUGCUCCCAUCUUUGGGAUGGCUCGGCGAAAUACCAGUUAGAAGCCCUCGAAUCCAUCAAAAAGCGUGCCAAGAAGCUCAUCAAUGACGAUUCGCUUGCGGAGGCUCGGCUACAAAGCCUCGAACACAGGCGCAAGGUCGCAAGCCUUUCGGUCUUCUAUCGGAUACAUUUCGGUGAGUGUGCGUGAGAAUUGCACAAACUUAUUCCCCCUAGUCCAUUUCACCACCGUACCACCAGAUGAACGGCGGGGCGCCACCUUUAUAUGAUGGACAUUCCACCCAUUCGCACGAAGCGUUUCGCGUCAAGCUUCCUCAUGCGAACCGCUAAGGAAUGGAA
Messenger RNA from Spodoptera litura, 2269 nucleotides. RefSeq names its product beaten path IIIc (gene beat-IIIc). The record is from RefSeq and is a predicted model, not a curated record. Lineage: Eukaryota; Metazoa; Arthropoda; Insecta; Lepidoptera; Noctuidae.